UCGCAUGGCAACCCAAGCAAAGUUGACCUCUCCCUCCUGAACUGGGUACUAGCCUCGUCUUGUUGCGAGACACCGCGGGGCAAAUAGUCAUGAAGUAUCAACUUGACAGUGAAGGUUAAUGGCGGUGCGGUGUGUGUUGCCGCGAGUUUUCAGUAAUUAAAUGGCUGGUAUAAGUGAAAUUUACACUGCAAAAGCCAUGUUAGACAGUCACAUGGUUCAUAUGGGGAAGCAAGUAGACAUGGGUAGUGUGGAGUUCAGCAAUCAAGAAACAGAGUACAAAUUAAGGAGAGUUACAGAAAAGUUUCUGGAGAACAUUCACACAAUGUUAAAUGAACCAUCAGUUGGGCUGUACAGAAUGCAAGAACAUGUCAGAAGAUCACUCCCUCAGCUUGUUGACAAGAAGAUUGAGAUGCAAAGUCUUCACAAGAAAGUUCAAGGAAUAUCAUACGAUGUUGAGUACUCACUGAAGACUGUUCAGUCAAUGCAAAAUAUUUCACAUUUCACCAUUAUACAGGAGUGUCUCAAAAGUGCAAUUGCCUCUAAGAAAAACCUGGACAGAAGAAAGUUAGAAAGGAAAGACCAAAAAAUGUUGGAUGCUGCAGGGGAUUUUGACGAUGAACCAGAGGUUCUGGAAUCUGUGGAGGGGUUCAUCUGCCCAAACUGUAUGCAGACAUGGAGUAACCAAGAAGAGUUAUUACAGCAUUGGCAUUCUGCUCAUGAUCACCUGCCACAGGGGGGCACCAAGGAAUGAUUCAUCAUGUUCAUAAGACGAGGCGACUGUUAAAAGCCUUGGAGAGUGAUCAAAAGAAAAAGGGAGUAACCAAAGCUUUAUCAGACUGCCGUAAAGAAAGACCGUUUGGAUGGCACUAAUCAAUAAUCGUCAUAAAAAUGGAGCAUUCUGAGGGAGCGAGAAACUUCAUAAAUGAACUACCAUGCACACAGAUGCUACACUCAAUGUUGAGCCAUUUUGCUGCCUUGUGUUUCACGACGGAUAUCUCGGAUUCAGUAUAACCAAUGUGAGCACGCCAGAAACACUUUUGAUUGACAUGGUGUACUUGACUGAGUCGACUGUACCUGAAAGAAGGUCCAAGUACCAGUCAGCAAAGUUGCUGGUAGCAGACCUGUUUACAUCAUUGCACCUUGAGUAUUCGAGUUUUUUAAAACUGCAUAACCUGGUUGAAUUCUGAAGUGUUGACCACGUUACUGCUAAGUAAGCUCCUUGUUUGACCAACAUAUCCUGAUUGUAUUGUUCUCACGACCAAUGUGCGAGAUUUUUACGGUUGAUGUUCGUGAUUUUUUUCAAAUGUUUGUUUUUAGGCUUAGCCUGGUCUUCCUGUUUACUAAGAGAGGAUGAAGGGCGAGAUUAUUCGACUUGAUCCCAAGGUUAUCCUUCUCUUCAGAAGCUCUUUUCAGACUCUCCGGUCUUCCCUUCUACCUGGAACGACUAGAGAAUAAAAUUUACCGGAGGCAAAUCUGUUUCCAUCCUUUGUCUAAUGAGCGCUUUCGCGCCGUAACCCUGACUCUAAAACAACUGCACUCUAGAACCGAACUUAUUCGGUAUUGACAAUUUAAACCCGAUCCUUUUGUUAUUAUUGUUGUUACCUGUUAAAUUAAAGGUGAUAUUUUGUAGAA
Molecule: messenger RNA, 1632 nt
Organism: Orbicella faveolata
Lineage: Eukaryota; Metazoa; Cnidaria; Anthozoa; Scleractinia; Merulinidae
Product: BLOC-1-related complex subunit 8 homolog
Cellular component (GO): BORC complex
Source: RefSeq, a predicted model, not a curated record